Ilex paraguariensis (yerba mate) is the source of this 804-nucleotide messenger RNA. Lineage: Eukaryota; Viridiplantae; Streptophyta; Magnoliopsida; Aquifoliales; Aquifoliaceae. The record is from the annotation of a GenBank genome assembly.
GAGAGAGACCUACAGAGAGAAAGCAAGAUGAGGAAUCCAUCGUCAGCAUCGCCGGCGACCAUGUCAAAUAGCAAGAGUACAGCUACACCAUGUUGCAGCAAAGUGGGACUGAAGAAGGGGCCAUGGACACCUGAAGAAGAUGAACUUUUGGCCAAUUAUGUGAAGAGGGAAGGCGAAGGACGGUGGCGGACGCUGCCCAAACGCGCCGGUCUCCUCCGGUGUGGUAAGAGUUGCAGGCUCCGAUGGAUGAAUUAUCUCCGGCCGUCUGUUAAGAGGGGUCGGAUUGCUCCUGAUGAAGAAGAUCUCAUCCUUCGUCUUCAUCGAUUGCUCGGUAACAGGUGGGCUUUGAUAGCUGGAAGAAUCCCAGGACGUACAGAUAACGAGAUCAAGAACUAUUGGAAUUCCCAUCUCAGCAAAAAGCUCAUCAACCAAGGAAUUGAUCCUAGGACUCACAAGCCACUGGACCCAAACUCUUGCCCUAAUUCUUCUGAAACACAAGUCUGUGGCAACAAUCUGGAUCAGGAUUUAAACCCCGAUGUCGAUAAUAGCCACGAGAACUUGAAGAAUUCUGAUGUUUUGAUGACAAAUUUAGAAAGUGGCCAUGAAAACAGUAGCAAUGAAGAAGAUGGUAUGGAGUUCUGCAAUGGUGAAACUUUCUCUUCAUUUUUGAAUUCUUUGAUAAAUGAAGACGAGUUUACCGAUCUCCAACAGCCUAACGUGAUUGCACCUUCGAUAUCGUCUCAGCAUGUAACACCUUCUUCGCAGACCUUCGAUCUUGGCCCUGUUUGGGAAGUUGCACUCUGA